Molecule: messenger RNA, 1955 nt
Organism: Panicum virgatum (switchgrass)
Lineage: Eukaryota; Viridiplantae; Streptophyta; Magnoliopsida; Poales; Poaceae
Exons: 6
Coding region: 39-1955 (638 amino acids)
Biological process (GO): proteolysis
Molecular function (GO): cysteine-type peptidase activity
Source: RefSeq, a predicted model, not a curated record
UUAACCUUUUUUUUCUAAAGCAGAGAUCUGAAAUAAAUAUGAUAUCAUCACCAAAGUGUGUAGUAGAUGCAAUAGCGGCCCUCUCACAGGACCAAAAGAAUAAGAUCAAAGAGUUGGGCUUUGGGGAGCUUCUAAAGUUUAGUUUAGAUGGCUUUGGAGACCGCUACAUGCUAGAAUUCCUCAUGGACCACACAGACCCAGAAAAUAUGGAAAUUCGAGUGGGGGGAGGAGAUAAGAACCUGCCCAUCAAUGAACACGUAGUACAAUGCGUUCUUGGCGUGCCAACUGGAAAGGGAAGAGACACACCAGAUUCCCCCUACAUGGAAUCUGAACUUAACAAUCUGAGAACAGAGCUUGGUGUCAAAACUGACAAAAUUAAAAGCUCUGACCUCAUAGCCAAGAUCAAUGGUGGUGGCAUAGACUAUUUGACCAUCCGUUGCUUUUUUAUUCUGUUGUGCUACAAACUUCUGUUCCCUGGUUCACAAAACCAUGUUACCGAGCGGGAGGUUGCCCUGACCCAUUCACCCAAGGACAUUGCGGAGGUGAACUGGGCAAAGGCUGUUGUCGAUAACCUCCGUUCGGCAGCCCGCAAGUGGCACUCUGAUAAGUUGGCGGUUUCAAAGAAGAAAAGGACACUCUCUGGUUCUGUGACAUUCUUACUGGUAUGUGGUUUGUGCUUUUUGUUUAGGCAUAUCUAUUGUUCUUCUACAAUUAUUUGUUUACCACAGUUGUAUUUUGUUUCCCCACAGUUGUACUAUCUAGACCAUCUACGGAGUCCUCACAGUAUACCUUGCAUUAUCACCCCGAGGACUUCCGUCUACACCACGGAUAUUAUCAAAAAAAUCAUAAAAGCAGACAAGAGGAGUCGCAGUGGUCACAUUUAUGGCCUCCUAGAUUUCAGGAGCAUGGUGGGUACAUGCUAUUCAAUGGGUAGUAGGCAACUUGUUCCGAACAUCAGAAUUGAACCGUUGCAUUCCAAUUUUUUUCAAGAUUUAAGCCCACGAAAGAGGGAAAUUGCCACAUCAUAUGUCAACACAGUUGACAUUUUGAUGGAACAAAUUUUGAAGGAGAGGAAUCAGUUUAUGAUCUCCAUGGGCGCGCAAGAUGCCCAGAACAGCAGCAGAGCAGCUGAGCCUCAGGGCGGUGACUCAGGGAUCCAAGAUGAUCCCCGGAACGAGCAUUCUGAAGCUUAUCCUUCUCCUGCUGCUGAUGAUGCUCUUCCUUCUGAUGACACUAAUCCCAGGUAUGCCGAGCUAGCAGAAGCUAUGUCUACCAGGGAGCAGAAGAGGAAGGAACCAAGUAGUAUGACUCAGCCUGAUGCCAAGCGGGUGAUUAGAUUCGUGUAUUCUAGGGUGCCGAAGAGCAAGGAACCAAGUAGUAUGACUCAGCCUGAUGCCAAGCGGGUGAUUAGAUUCGUGUAUUCUAGGGUGCCGAAGAGCAAGGAACCGAGCAGUGCUGAAGACGGUAGCUCUGUUCCUCCUCCUCCUACUGAUGAAGAUGGUGAUGGCGCCACAUUUGAGGGAAGGAAAAGGCAAGAGAAGCCAAAAGGUGACUACACAUUACAAGAGAUCUAUGCUUCUCUCACGCCGGAGGAAGAAGAAGAAGUUGAGCAAGAUAAUGACAGAAUUAAAAGAUAUCUGUUCUACAAAGUUUUAGUGAAAGAACUUGCCAAUUUUGAUAAAGUAUUCAUUCCAGUGAAUCAAAACAAUAAACAUUGGACCCUAAUAGUGAUAGACGUUAAGGAUAAAGUUAUUCAAGGAUAUGAUUCCCUGGGUCAUGAGUACAACCAUGCAUUGAAAUUGAUGGUAGGCCUGGAUACACAUCUUUAUAGGAGGCGAAUAGCAAAGGCAAUACUGGAUGAUGUACAUGAAGGUGAUCCUAAAGGUCUGAGGGAGGAGUUUGAAGCUAUUGUUUUUGUCAAUUCUGAUUGCUUCUACUUUCACAUUGCUAUCUGA